This is a messenger RNA of Heterocephalus glaber (naked mole-rat), 2586 nucleotides long. RefSeq names its product drebrin like (gene Dbnl). Gene Ontology annotation, molecular function: actin filament binding. NCBI's taxonomy places the organism in Eukaryota, Metazoa, Chordata, Mammalia, Rodentia, Bathyergidae. Gene Ontology annotation, cellular component: postsynaptic density; dendrite; cortical actin cytoskeleton. Gene Ontology annotation, biological process: neuron projection morphogenesis; regulation of actin filament polymerization; postsynaptic actin cytoskeleton organization. The record is from RefSeq and is a predicted model, not a curated record.
AGCAAUGACAUCCGUGUGGCCAGCACUGGGGGCUGAAGCUCACACCUGGCCCACCCCACUCCUGGUACCGAGCAGGACCUGGUCUCACUGUUCCAUGAGUGCCUAGAACGUUCUCUGCUUGGCCAGACAAGUGUGAUUUUACUGUUGCUGUUGAUAGGAAGCCCCUUCCUCUGCAAGCUCUUCUGCCGGCCUCUGCCUCUUUCUAGAGGGAUUGCAUUGAAUGGUCCUCUCACCUGACAUGGUGGCUGCCUGGGAACCACAGGGCUCAGCAGUCUGGGUCUCCUGCUCUUGUCCUGGUGGCACCACACUGGACUCUGCUUUGGGUGCAGCACGUGCACAGCACCAGGGCCUGUGCAGCCCACAGCUCCGCUCCUGCCCGGCUCCUUGAAGUGGGGAGGCCCAGGGGCCACAGCCCAUGGCAAGGGAGAGUGGUGUCAGCUGAAGGACACUUCAAAAGGUCCAGGCCUUGGGAUGGCCCUGAUGCCUGGAGGACAUGCAUGUCCUCGGCUCUUCAGGGGUCCAGGUGCCAGCACAGCUGAUGUGAAGAGCCAUUUGCAAGUCUGUAGCCGGUCUAGUGGAAAUGACAUUUCUCUUCUGUUUGCAGAUAUUUGAGGGUUUAGAGGAGUGGUUUUAAACGAGUGUGACUGAAACUUGUCAGCAAAGCAAAUUCCUGGGUCCCACCAGCUGGGAGCCAGGAGUCUGAUUUCAUUUUUUGCUGCACUGAGGAUGGCAUGUGGGGUGUUGAGCAUCACGGGCAAGUGCUCUGCCACUGCUACUGCCCAGCCCCAGGGUGGUUCUGAAAGGGUGGCCUGGAGGAGCUGGUGGAGGAGCUCAACAGCGGGAAGGUGAUGUACGCUUUCUGCAGGGUGAAGGACCCCAACUCUGGCCUGCCCAAGUUUGUCCUCAUCAACUGGACGGGAGAGGGCGUGAAUGACGUGCGGAAGGGAGCAUGCGCCAAUCACGUCAGCACCAUGGCCAGCUUCCUCAAGGGGGCCCAUGUGACCAUCAACGCGCGGGCUGAGGAGGAUGUGGAGCCCGAGUGCAUCAUGGAGAAGGUGGCCAAGGCCUCCGGGGCCAACUACAACUUCCACAGGGAGAGUGGCCGCUUCCAGGACACAGGCCCCCAGGCCCCAGUGGGCUCUGUGUACCAGAAGACUAAUGCCAUGUCUGAGAUCAAGAGGGUUGGCAAGGAUAGCUUCUGGGCCAAAGCUGAGAAGGAGGAGGAGAACCGGCGGCUGGAGGAGAAGCGCCGGGCUGAGGAGGAGCAGCGGCGGCUGGAACAGGAGUGCAGGGAGCGGGAGCUGCAGGAGGCCACCCGCCGGGAACAGCGCUACCAAGAGCAGCACAGUGGAGCAGGGCCCCAGAGCAGGACGUGUGAGCAGCCCCAGGAAGUGGCUUCGAGGAACAGAGAGGACCGGGAGUCCUCCGGGCUGCAGGCCAGACACCCACGGGAGAUUUUCAAGCAGAAGGAGAGGGCCAUGUCCACCACCUCUGUCUCCAGCAUGCAGCCAGGCAAGCUGAGGAGCCCCUUCCUGCAGAAGCAGCUCACCCAGCCAGAGAUGUCACUCAGCAGAGAGCCAGCUCCCGCUGCUGAAAGGCCCCGGGCAGAUGUCUGUGAGGAGCCAGUGCCCAGCACCCGUCCGUGUCUGGUGCAGGCAGAAGAGGAAGCCGUGUAUGAGGAGCCCCCAGCUCAGGAGACCCUCUACGAGGAGCCGCCGCUGGUGGAACAGCAAGGUGCUGGCUCUGAGCAUGUUGACCACUACAUGCAGGGCCAGGCGCUCACCGGGCAGGGGCUGUGUGCCCGGGCACUGUAUGACUACCAGGCAGCCGACGACACAGAGAUCUCCUUUGACCCUGAGAACCUCAUCACGGGAAUUGAGGUGAUCGAUGAAGGCUGGUGGCGUGGCUUCGGCCCUGACGGCCACUUCGGCAUGUUCCCCGCCAACUACGUGGAGCUCAUUGAGUGAGGGGAGCUGGUCCCUGUCCCCGUCCACUGAGGCUUCCUGGUUCCGGGGAAAGGAGGCCCCAGAGCUAACAUUUGACAUCUUCAGGAUGGGACCUGAGGAGGACGAGGCCUCAGGACGCCCUCUGCCUGGGUGGCUCAGCCUCUGUCACCUGGAAGCAGCAAUAACUCUGUGAUCCCCAGACAAGCUUCCUGCAGCCUCCCAGGCCCCCACCAGCCUGGCUCUAGGCUCUGGGGAGACCGAGCCAGCCCCAUCCGUGGCCAUUCCCGGGUCACCCCUGCCCAGGGACAGUGACUGCCACUGAGCUGAGGGACUCUUGAGCAGGGGCAUCUGGAGGCCGCCUUCAUAUUUGCCUUUUUUCUUUCCCUCUGGCCUCUGAGGGGUGGUGGUUACAGCUGUUAGAAUGACCCUUGGGAACAGUGAACUUAGUGGACUGCCUUUAGCAGGAUGUGUGACCAAAGUCUGAGUGGACUGUGACUUCGGCGAGCAGGGAGGUAGCCUUGCUGAGCACACUCUGCCUCACUCCAUUUCUCUGUACCUGUGUCUGGGCCAUGGGAAGUGGAGUGGAAAGACCAGGCUUCUCUGGGUGUGUGAAAAAUCAGAAAGACACAGCGUGUCCUUC